GCGGUACAGUGCGCAUGUGCGAGGUCGGGCUCGGAUUGCCGCUGUCGUCAUGUCGGUGGAGCUGACUUUCCUGGGCACUGGUUCGGCCUAUCCGUCGCCGAGCCGCGGGGCCUCGGCCAUGGUGCUGCGCUACGAGGGGGAGUGCUGGCUUUUCGACUGCGGCGAGGGCACGCAGACCCAGCUGAUGCGGAGCCACCUGAGAGCAGGUAAAAUUUCAAAAGUUUUCAUUACUCAUCUCCAUGGUGACCAUUUGUUUGGUUUGCCUGGACUGCUGUGCACAGUGAGCCUCCAGUGUAGUUCUCUUCUGAACAAGCAGCCUGUUGAAAUUUAUGGGCCGGUUGGAUUAAGGAAAUUUCUGAGGAUGUGCAUGCACCUUUCACACUCUCAGUUGGUCUUUCCGUAUGUAGUCCAUGAACUGGUUCCAACAGAAGAUCAAUGUUUUCCUGAGGAAUGGAGGCCCCCCUCUAUGCAUGGUGUGGAUGAUCCGCUUCAUCCACAGGAACUACAAGGAACAACAAUUCACCUCGACCCUCAGCAAGGCUGUUAUAAUCUCUUGACUCAUGAACAAUUCUCUGUAAAAGCCUUUAGGCUUUUUCACCGCAUACCAUCAUUUGGGUUUGUAAUCAAAGAGAAAGAACGACCAGGAAAACUUCAGACUCAGAAAUUGAAAGAUAUGGGUAUUCAGCCAGGACCUCUCUAUGGGAAACUAAAAAAUGGGCAGCCCAUCACUCUUAACAGUGGUGUGACUGUUUAUCCUGUGGAUGUGCUGGAAACUCCCAUUCUGGGUCGAAAAAUAUGCAUUUUGGGAGACUGCUCCAGACCAGUUGGUGAAAAGGCUAAAGAACUUUGUGCUGACGCAGAUGUCCUGGUGCAUGAGGCCACAUUAAACGAUAAUCAGUCUGACAAGGCUGAGGAACGCGGACACUGUACGCCAAAAACCGCUGCAGAAUUUGCAAAGUUAUGUAAAGUUAAACGGCUGAUCCUUACUCAUUUCAGUCAAAGGUACAAGCCUACUGCCCUUGCUGCAGAAGGGGAUGAUGAUGAUAUCAUGGAACUGAAGAAUCAAGCUGAUCUGAUACUGAAAGGACAGGAAGUGACAUUGGCUGAAGAUUUUAUGGUGAUUGAAAUCCCUUUGAACAAGACAAAGCAACAAAUAAUCCCCACACAGUGAAACUCUUCAAUGAUGGAAUAUAAAAUGUGACCAGAUGGAUUAAUAAAAUGUGUCUGCAGUUAAUUUUGCAAUGGUUUUCAGGGUUUUUAUGAUGUCAUCUGUUGCAAUGAGGUAACUGCUAACUCUUGAUGAUAAAACAGAAUCAGGUUUAAUAUCACUGGUACCAGAUGCUGAUGCAACCAGUUAAAAUGCUCUCCAAGGAACAUCUGUAGAAAUUUGUGAGUCUUUGAUGAGGUACCAAGUUUCUUCAAAACUUCUAAUGAAAUAUAGCUGCAGUUGUGCCUUACUUGUAAUAGCAUCAAUAUGUUGAGCCUAGGAUAGAUUCUCAGAGAUGUUGACACCCAGGAACUGCUUCUGAUCAAGAAAUAGAAGAGGAAAUAUCUGCAUUACUUGCAUCUGGUUGUGUGAUGUGGACGGUUGUUAUCAGUUUAGAAAAUUUUCUGAGCAGUGGGUUGCAAGUUCUUGCUUUUACUGUUAACUUUGCCUUAGUCAUAGAACACUAAGCACAGAAACAGGCCUUCGACCCAUCUAGUCCAUACCAAACUGUGACAGAGAGCACAUUUUUAUAGAUAAACGCACACACAACCAUGACAUUUUACUGUUGUGUGUGCGCACUUCAGUGUUCAAUGUCUUUCCCCUGGGAUAUUCUUAUAAAGGUUUUGGCUUUAUGAUGUCUUUCCUGCCAUCCACAUUAUGGGAUGGGGAUUUGUAAAUGGGUAUAUAUUGUUUAUGUAUUAAGGUAGAUAUUUCUGUUUAUUUUGUAAUAUGACUGUAAUUACAUUGUGGGGUGCAUCAUAUUCUAAUUCAUGUGUAGUUAUAAAUUAACUUUGUGGGUAAUUAAAGAUUGUCCUAGUGCUGAAAAACAGGACAGUUUGCCUCAAUAGCUGGGGAGAGAGAAACUGAGCUGCCAGGAGUUCACACUGGACAUAGUAUGCAGUUAUAAUUGUGUUUUCUGCUAUAUAGCUUUUUGUAAAUAUUGGCAUUUUUCUUUUUGAUAUUUUUGUAAGUUUGAUUUUUGCCGCUCCAAAUAAAUACUCUUGCACGAAA
Molecule: messenger RNA, 2218 nt
Organism: Hypanus sabinus (Atlantic stingray)
Lineage: Eukaryota; Metazoa; Chordata; Chondrichthyes; Myliobatiformes; Dasyatidae
Gene: elac1
Product: elaC ribonuclease Z 1
Exons: 3
Coding region: 50-1171 (373 amino acids)
Cellular component (GO): nucleus
Molecular function (GO): 3'-tRNA processing endoribonuclease activity
Source: RefSeq, a predicted model, not a curated record